Anneissia japonica is the source of this 2122-nucleotide messenger RNA. RefSeq names its product protein ZNRD2-like. The coding region runs from base 137 to 751 and encodes 204 amino acids. The transcript has 4 exons. The record is from RefSeq and is a predicted model, not a curated record. NCBI's taxonomy places the organism in Eukaryota, Metazoa, Echinodermata, Crinoidea, Comatulida, Comatulidae.
AGAGGGCGCAGUUUGGUAAACUCGCGAUGACUGACUUCGACCUGCACUGUGACAACACUCAUAGAAAAUCGCGAGUUGAUAAAUUAUUAAUUUAGUCAUAAUAAAUAUUACAAUAAUUGUUUUGAAAAAUAGAAAAAUGGCAGAAAUUGAUGACUGGCAGCCUCCAACAGAAGCAGAAAUGAAAGUUAUCCAAGCUAAACGGGAACGAUCCGACAAAAUUAGUAAACUGAUGGGCGACUACCUUUUAAAAGGGUACAAGAUGCUCGGAACAAGUUGUUCCACAUGCCUGACAAUUUUAUUACGUGAUAAGCAAAACAAAGAUUAUUGUGUUGCCUGUAAUGAACUAGAUACAGAACAUGCCAAAGAUAACCCAGUUCUAAGUGAAGCAGCGGCAAGGUCAAUAGUUCAAGAAGGUCAACGCCCUCAUGAAGUAGCUCACAACGGUCCAAUAAACGGAUCGGAGCGUGUAACAGAAACCUCAGCUGUUAAGAGGAAAUUGGAAUCACCUAAAGUACCAUACGAACGCAAUCAACGUUUACCAACACACCGUAGCAACAAUGAUGAACUAUCGUCAAAAGUUCAGGCAGUAGUGGAUGAUUCGAUGGAAGGUGUCUGCGAGAAGCUUGCAUGGGCUCGGGAAGAACUACGUGCUAGCAAUUCGAUAGAAGUCAGUCUAAAAAUCUGUGAGCUGAUGAAGCUAUGCGCCGAAACUAUAGUUACUUUAAAAAAAGCAGGCCCAUCAGAGUUAUGAUGCAUCUUCGGUUGAAAUGUUUCUCAAUCUAGGAUUAAACCUAAAUUAAUUUUCCUCAGCUUCACUGUAUUAUGGUUGUGGGUGGGGGAAAUAGAGGGAAAAGCAGAUGAUGUACAUUGCUCCAGAAAUUUGUUGACAUGGGGCCUACAAGCCCGAUGGCACCUGAACCAAGGGGCCGCCUUAGGCCUCUGGUAGAGUCUAGGAGUGAAACCUGGUGGGAUCAAGAGCUUUUAGGAUGGCAACAUUUUUUGUUUCACCAUACCAGGCCCGAGAUUUAUCAAUCUCAGCUUAGCAAAUGUCUGAAGUCAAAAAAAAAUAAGAUGUCCCUAAGCAAAUAACUUCAGAUGAUUUAUCAAACCAUGUUAGCAAAAUCUUAGCGUAAAAAUCGUCUUAGAUGGCGCAGGCAUACAAUCGACUUUUUAAUUUUAAAUUUAAGCCAUAUUGAUAAAUUGGACUUAAGCAAAAAAAAUGGACUUAAGACAAAUUUAAGGUGAUUUCUAGUUUGAUAAAUCUGGCUUCUGGAACUGUAGUCACAUUAUUUUUGGUGACAUUAGCAAUUGAAUAUUUAUAUUCCUAGAAACCUCAAGGCAUCCGACAACAGGUCGUCAUCGGAAGUUUCCAUUCUGGUCUUCCAUAGGAUCCUCCACUGUUAACAUUCAGGACCAUUGCAAAAUAGCAUUAGUCAUAAAUUAUGCAAUUUGCUACAUAUAUUCUGGGUAGAUGAUAUACAAAGCUUUUUGCUUGCCAAAGUUAUUAGUUAAAGGUAAAAUUGCGUGGGAAGUACAGUACAGUAACAACAGUGGUUUCUUUAAAUGGUUGAAAGGAAAAUGUUUAGAGAUUAUUGGAUUAAUUGUUGAAAAUGAGACCAAAGAGUAUAAAACUGCAAGAGGUCCGACUCUUGUGGUUUUGUUGAAAUGCAAUCCUAUCACAAAGUACUACCACAAACUAGAGGGCAUCCUUCAAUAGAACGUAAAAGGUGUUCAAAAAUAGGGCGUCCCCUAAACGUUUUAUUGGGUACAUACCAAAUCAGGACAGUCGGACCUUUUGCAAUUCUAUUAUUUUUGAUGAGAUAUUAUUAUUAGUUACUUUGUGCAAUAAUAAUGCUUACUAUUUUGGGAUACUGUAUAUCCAUUUAGCCACAGGUGUCCUUAAUAUUUCAAUUCCUGUAUGUUUUACCUGGUUUGUAUAAACCUCCCCCAUCUCCCCUCAGACUUUUAGAAUUCAUAUAUGGAAUGGGCUUAAGCAAAGUCUAGAGGACCUGGUAUGUUCUGGUCUGAUGUAAGAACAGGGUGUCUAGAAUCUUGGAAUGUGUGCAUUAAAUAAACAAAUAAGCAGUAAUGUUGUCUAUCUCUUGUUGUAUGCUUGCCUUAA